GGAAGUGAUGUGAAGCCAUUAGUCUCUGAAAACAACAUCCGAACCAGAACCAGUCGGGACGUGUUCCCACCGAGCAGAACCGGGCCGAGAUGUGGAUCGAACCGGAGGAGGUUCUGUUGGCCGGAGCUCUGUGGGUGUCCGAACGGGCCAACCCGUUCUUCACCCUGCAGAGGAGGAGGGGGCACGGUCGCGGAGGGGGACUGUCGGGUCUCCUGGUUGGAACUCUGGAUGUGGUUCUGGACUCGAGUGCCAGGGUGGCUCCGUACAGGAUCCUGCUGCAAACUGCAGAUUCUCAGAUCUACUGGAACAUCGCCUGUGGUUCAAGCAGGAAGGAGAUCACUGAGCACUGGGAUUGGUUGGAGUCCAACCUGCUGCAGACGAUCUCCAUCUUUGAUAACGAUGAAGAUGUCAUCACGUUUGUCAAAGGAAAGAUCUCUGGCAUCAUCGCAGAGGAGAAGCGGCUGAAACAGAGCGAGGAGCAGGAGGAGGACAGUGGGAAGUUUCGAGAGGCGGAGCUGAAGAUGAGGAGGCUCUUUGGAAUGCCUGAAGAGGAAAAGCUGGUGAACUACUAUUCCUGUAGUUUCUGGAAAGGUCGUGUGCCGCGGCAGGGCUGGCUCUACCUGUCCAUCAAUCACCUGUGCUUUUAUUCAUUUCUGCUGGGAAAGGAAGUGACCCUGGUGAUACCGUGGACCGAGGUUAUCCAGCUGGAGAAGAACGCCACCCUGCUGUUUCCAGAGAGUGUCUGUGUGAGCACUCGGCACACCAAACAUUUCUUCUCCAUGUUCCUAAACAUCAACGACACCUUCAAGCUGAUGGAGCAGCUCGCCAACAUUGCCAUGCGCCAGCUGCUCGAUAACGAGGCGUUCGCCGCCGACCGCUUGCUGCCCAAACCCUGCAAGACGCUGAAGAACGUCUCCGCGCUCAAGAGGGAUUUUGACGCCCGUGCCAAGAACGAGCAGUACCGGGCCAUGUUCCGUCUAACGCAGGACGAGCGGCUGGACGGACACACGGACUGCACGCUGUGGACGCCGUUUGCUAAGAUGCACGUGGUGGGACAGCUGUUCAUCUCCAACAACUACAUCUGCUUCAACAGCCGAGAGGAAGACCUGUGUCGGCUCAUAAUCCCGCUCCGAGAGGUGUCCGUAGUGGAGAAGGCAGACAGCAGCAGCGUGCUGCCGUGUCCCGUCUCCAUCAGCACUAAGAACAAGAUGAACUUCCUGUUCGCCAACCUCAAAGACAGAGACUUCCUGGUUCAGCGUAUUUCUGACUUCUUGCAGCGAACCCCGGACAGCUCGUGGGGUGACACCAACCCGCUGUCUCUGAUCGGAUCCUCGGCCUCCUCUGACUCCGCCAACAAGAACCGCCAUUACCACCCUGGCCUGCCGACAGCCAGCCAGAGUCUGCUGCAGCUGUACCACCGGGACACUCCAGAGGACCUGGGACCCAAAGCCAUGAAGGAGAGGAUGAAGGAGGAGGCGUGGAACAUCCAUUUCUCAGAAUUUGGUCGAGGUGUCUGCAUGUACAGAACCUCCAGAACCAGAGAACUGGUUCUGAAUGGAAUACCAGAAUGUCUGAGAGGGGAGCUGUGGCUGCUGUUCUCUGGUGCUCAGAACGAACUGGCGUCCCACCCUGGUUACUAUGGCGACCUGGUUGAGCAGGCCAUGGGGCUUUGCUCGUUGGCUACAGAUGAGAUUGAGCGCGACCUUCACCGCUCUAUGCCCGAACACAAAGCCUUCCAGAACGAGAUGGGGAUCGCUGCUCUGCGUCGCGUCCUCACCGCCUACGCCCACCGAAACCCAGGAAUUGGAUACUGCCAGGCGAUGAACAUCGUCACCUCCGUCCUGCUGCUCUACUGUACAGAGGAAGAGGCCUUUUGGCUUCUGGUGGCCCUCUGUGAGCGCAUGCUGCCCGACUACUACAACACUAGGGUCGUAGGGGCUCUGGUGGACCAGGGAGUGUUUGAAGACUUGACCCGGGUUUUCCUCCCCCAGCUCUAUGACCAUAUGCAAGAGCUUGGAGUCAUAUCCACCAUCAGCCUGUCCUGGUUCCUCACCCUCUUCCUGUCUGUGAUGCCAUUCGACAGCGCCGUCCUCUUGGUCGACUGCUUCUUCUUCGAGGGAAUCAAAGUCACCUUCCAGGUAGCACUAACUGUUCUUCAUGACAACAUGGAAGCUCUGCUGUCCUGCACCGAUGAGGGCGAGGCCAUGACCACCCUGGGCAGGUACCUGGAUAAUGUUGUGAAUAAGCAGACCGUGGCUCCGCCCAUUCCUCACCUCCAUGCCUUGCUGACAAGUGGAGAUGAUCCUCCACCUGAGAUCAACAUUUUUGACCUCAUCAAGUCAUCCUAUGAGAGGUUUGGCAGCCUGCGCUCUGACGACAUUGAGCAGAUGAGGUUCAAGCAGAGGUUAAAGGUCAUCCAGUCCCUGGAAGACACAGCCAAGCGAAGCGUGGUGAGGGCAAUGAUGACAGAAUCAGCGUUCAGCAUCGAGGAACUCGAGGAGCUCUACUGCCUCUUCAAGUCCAAACACAUGACCAGCUGUUACUGGGGCUCCAGCAGCUCUGCAGCGGAGCGUCAUGAUCCCAGUCUGCCGUACCUGGAGCAGUACCGGAUCGAUCCGAUUCAGUUCGCUCAGCUCUUCUUGGCACUCGCUCCCUGGGUCUGUGGAAGCCACACCCCCAUUUUGUCAUCCCGCCUCUUCAGGCUCCUGGAUCAGAACCAGGACGGGCUUGUCAAUUUCAAAGAGUUCAUUACCGGGCUCAGUGGGAUGUAUCAUGGGGACAUGACUGAGAAACUGAAACUGCUCUACAAGCUCCACCUCCAGCCAGCUCUUUGUCCUCAGGAGGCAGAGUCUGCAUUGGAAGCCACACAGUUCUUCACAGAGGACGAAGCAGGAGAAUCUUCCUUCUUGUCUGAUUUGGACACUUUAAGGCAGCAGGAUGUGCCAUCAGUAGGUGAGGAGGUCAAGGAUGAAGAGGAGAAGAAAGAGGUGAAGGACUACAGGUACUAUCUGAGGAUGUGGGCCAAAGAGAAGGAGCCCAAGAAAGAGACGAUCAAGGAUCUGCCAAGGAUGAACCAGGAGCAGUUCAUCGAGUUCUGCAAGACUCUGUACAACAUGUUCAGUGAGGAGCCGUCUGAGCAGGAGCUCUAUCACGCCAUAGCCACCGUUGCCAGUCUGCUGCUGCGCAUCGGAGAGGUCGGGAAGAAGUUCAGCAAUGGCGGCAAGAAGCCAGAGACUCAAGCCCCGCCCAUCCACCCGCAGCAGGAGGAGGGGCCCGGCGAAGGAACGUCAGCUGAGGCGCAGGUGUGCCAGGCUCUUGCCGAUGCUCAGCUGGAGCUGCCGGUGCCACAAACAUCCGAUGAGGAAACCAAAGACGACACGUCGGUGUCGUCUUACUCGGUGGUGAGCUCCGGCUCGCUGCCGUGCGAGGACAUUGCUGACGACACUGUGCUGAUUGGUGGCGACCAGAGGCAAGGCAGCUCGCUGGAUGCUGAUUGGUCCAUCACCUUUGAGCAGGUGCUGGCAUCGCUGCUGACAGAGCCGGCACUUGUCGAAUACUUCGAGAGGAAGACGGACAUUCAGGCCAAGAUGGCUUCCUGUAAGGCUCAGAGGGUUGUGGAGCGCCAGAUAAGCUCCGCCUCUGAAGCGGAACUCGCCCAACAUUCCACCUGAUCACUUGUGUCUACCUCUCCCCAUAUAGGUAAUUAAUCAGUUAAUCACAUGCACUAAGUGUUUGAUGAUGUCAUUCUGACAGAGACUCUGACUGGCUGCUUGGUCCAACACAGUGGAGCUGAUCAUUGACCUGUGACGUCAUCAUCAAGUGACUUCCUGCAGGAGUUUCUCACUAAAAGCUUUUAAAACGAUGAAUUCAUUGGCUUUUAUUGUGAAAGACAAGCAGGAAGUAUUACAGUAUUAGUAUUUGAUUCAUUGAUCUCUAGCUACAAGUCUCUGCAGCACCAAGUGCUCAAGUGAACACACCUGCAGACACCCUGCUGGUCACAUG
This is a messenger RNA of Nematolebias whitei (Rio pearlfish), 4002 nucleotides long. Its product is annotated as TBC1 domain family member 9B. The coding region runs from base 90 to 3671 and encodes 1193 amino acids. The record is from RefSeq and is a predicted model, not a curated record. NCBI's taxonomy places the organism in Eukaryota, Metazoa, Chordata, Actinopteri, Cyprinodontiformes, Rivulidae. Gene Ontology annotation, molecular function: calcium ion binding. The transcript is spliced from 23 exons.